Molecule: messenger RNA, 2944 nt
Organism: Hydra vulgaris (swiftwater hydra)
Lineage: Eukaryota; Metazoa; Cnidaria; Hydrozoa; Anthoathecata; Hydridae
Product: mitochondrial inner membrane m-AAA protease component AFG3L2
Biological process (GO): mitochondrial protein processing
Cellular component (GO): m-AAA complex; membrane
Molecular function (GO): ATP-dependent peptidase activity; ATP binding; ATP hydrolysis activity
Source: RefSeq, a predicted model, not a curated record
UUUGACAAGAGUCUGCUCUGCAAAACGUUAUUUUUAUAAGUGAAAUCUGCGUUGUCAGCAAAUAUUUCAUUUACAUAACACAAGAUUUUUGGAAUGACAUAAACAACAAAAAUCCUAAAUUCAUAGCACAUAAAUGCAGUAUUUUAUGUAAAACUAGUAUCUUUACUUUAUCUAUUAGCUAUCAGUUAUGAUAGGAAUUCUUCGAGGUAUUCAGCAUGGUCGAACUCUUAGUCAUUGGGUUCAUCAACUGAAAAUCAACUCAUGCAAAUUUUCCACAAAAUAUUUAUACAGCUCAGAACUACCUAGUGGUUUUGGAAAGUUUUUCCCAAAAGGUGCUCAGAAGAAAGCUGUUCCUCCAAAGAAGCCAUCAACUUCAAAUCCAUCUGGAUUUGGGUUUUCUUCUGGGGGUAGUAACAAUAAUGGAGGACCAGAAUGGUGGAAAGAUUUGAUGAAGCAUCAGCAAAAUAUUCUUUUAUUUGGUGGCGCUUGCUUUUUUGCUGCAUACAUGUACUUUCAAAGUGUACCAAUGACAAAAGAAAUUAAUUGGCAAGAAUUUCGCACAAGUUACUUAAGUAAGGGAGAAGUAGACCGUGUGGUUAUUGUUGAUCGCAAUACUGCAAAUGUUUUUCUUAAAAGUGAGCCACAAAAAAGUCAUCUUUAUUUUACUAUUGGAGCUGUUGAUAGCUUUGAACGCAAUAUGGAGGUUAGCCAAAGUGAACUUGGUAUUGACCCAGCACAUUUUGUUCCUGUUAUUUAUCAAAAGCAAUCACCUUUUGAAAUGGCAGACAUUAUUAGAAAUGCUCCAGCAUUAUUGCUUCUUGGAUUUUUGAUAUUUUCAAGUAGGAAAUUGUUUGGUAUGGGUGGAGCAAACAAAGGAAGUGGUCCUGGAGGUAUCUUUGGUGUAGGCAAGUCAACAGCAAAAUUUUUCAACAAAGAAACUGCAAUUAAAACUAAAUUUAAAGAUGUUGCUGGUUGUGAAGAAGCUAAAGUUGAAAUUAUGGAAUUUGUUAAUUUUUUAAAGCAUCCUGAUAAGUAUUUGGAUCUUGGUGCAAAGAUUCCAAAGGGUGCUAUUUUGUCUGGUCCUCCAGGAACUGGAAAAACUUUACUAGCAAAAGCUACAGCUGGUGAAGCUGGAGUACCUUUUUUAUCAGUAUCUGGAUCAGAAUUUCUUGAGAUGUUUGUUGGUGUUGGUCCAGCUAGAGUUCGUGAUUUGUUUGCACAAGCACGCAAAAAUGCACCCUGUAUUAUUUUUAUUGAUGAAAUUGAUGCAGUAGGUCGUGCUCGGGGCCGUAGUGGUGGUUUUGGUGGCCAUGAUGAACGAGAAAAUACACUAAAUCAACUACUAGUGGAGAUGGAUGGUUUUACUUCAACCACAAAUGUUAUUGUUCUGGCCGGAACCAAUAGGCCAGAUGUUCUUGACCCAGCACUAAUGCGACCUGGGCGCUUUGAUAGGCAAAUCUAUUUGGCUCCGCCUGAUAUUAAAGGAAGAGUUUCAAUUUUUAAAGUGCAUAUUCGACCUCUAAAGACGGAUUUAGAACCAAAUGAGCUAGCAAGAAAAAUGGCUGCACUAACUCCAGGAUUUACUGGUGCUGAUAUUGCAAAUGUGUGUAAUGAAGCAGCUCUGAUAGCUGCAAGAUCCUUAUCCAAAACAAUUGAUCUAAAGCACUUUGAAGCAGCCAUUGAAAGAGUCAUUGGUGGGCUUGAGAAAAAGUCACAAGUGUUACAACCUGAUGAAAAGAAGACAGUGGCUUAUCAUGAAGCUGGACAUGCAGUUGCUGGAUGGUUUCUUGAAAAUGCAGAUCCCUUGCUUAAAGUUUCUAUAAUACCACGUGGUAAAGGUCUUGGUUAUGCUCAAUAUUUACCAAAAGAACAAUAUCUUUACUCAAAAGAGCAGUUGUUUGAUCGAAUGUGUAUGACAAUUGGUGGUAGAGUUUCUGAAGAAAUUUUUUUUGGUAGGAUUACAACAGGUGCUCAGGAUGAUUUGAAUAAAAUAACUCAAAGUGCAUAUGCACAGGUUGUUACAUUUGGUAUGAAUGAAAAGGUGGGAAAUGUAUCUUUUCAAUUACCUCGUGAAGGAGAACAAACUCUCGAUAAACCAUACAGUGAAGCAACUGCUCAAAUGAUUGAUGAAGAAGUGCGAGAGUUGAUUGAUCGAGCACAUACUAGAACUUAUGAGUUACUCUUAAAACAUAAAGCAGAUAUUGAAAAGGUGGCAUUGCGUUUGCUAGAACAAGAAGUUUUAAAGCGACAAGACAUGAUCGAGCUACUUGGUCCAAGACCUUUUAAAGAAAUAUCAACUUAUGAAGAAUUCGUUGCAGGAACAGGCGGUGAAGAAGAGGAUACUACACUACCAGAAGGUCUUAAAGAACUAGAAAAUGAAAUUAAAGAAAACGAUGAAAAUGAAAAACCUCUUCCUGUCAACUAAAAAAUCAUUAGAUUCGUAUCAUUCCUAAUGUCAAUGUGUUUUUAGGGUAAUUCUAGAUAACUAACAGAAUUUUUUCGGCUGGUGAAAGAGACUAUAGUACUGAUUUAAUACAUUAUAGAAAUUUAAAACUUUUAGACUUAAGAAUACUUCUUAAGACAAAAGAUUUGAUUUUCAUUCUAACGUAAUUGUAUAUUUAACGUAAUAUGUAUUUUAGCAUAUUUAUAAAAAAAUAAUUUACUUUUAGACCCUAAACGUAGGCUUUUUUUUAUAAAUUACGGACAAUGUAUUAAUGCGAGUAACGUUGAAAGUAUCGUUUAACUAGCUUGUACGAAAAGAAAAUGCUUUUUUUAUAUAUAAACUAAAAAUAUAUAUAAUUUCGGUUUUUCAAAAAGCGUAACUUAGAUAUUCUUGUUAAAAAGUUUGAGGUGUAUCUUUCUGUUGUAACAUAUCUCCGAGCUAAAUGGAGUGUUAGUGGAAAAACAUUCACCUUUUUUAUGAAAUAAAUAUUUUGAAGUGCAA